CCAUAUCCAUAUUUCAGUGUCCCUGACUUCCCACACUGGGACACUAUCAGUUUGUUGUCUCUCUGUCCCUUUCCAGAACUAGAACAUAACAUUUGUUUAGAAGCAGAAGCCAUUAUGCAGAGAAACGUUCAAUUGAGAGAGUAGGAUCAGCCACUGGAGCACUUAAGGUUUAGGGCUUUGCUCUAGGACCCAAUGGUGAAAUCAUGCUGCUCACCACAGGAUUUGAACCAGCACGGAGUCCUAACCCCUGGAAACGCAGACCGCCUCUUAUUCUGAGUUACAUACUUGUCUGGGAAAUUGAGGUUCUGUGUGUCAUAAGACAAUAUUGUUCUCCUUAUCCCUUCAUUAGUCUUUUUAUCCAUCUCAGAAUGCAAUUACAGCAGGCAUGUGGUGGCCAAUGAACCAGAAAUACUCAGAAAAGGAGUACAAUGGAAGUUUCACAAGAUGCUGUUGAUAGCCUUCCUGUUCAUUGGUUUCCUCCUGUCAUUCUUCAACCAGUGCAGAGAAAUUUGUGGGUACUGCACGUGUCUGUGAACCUGAAGCAUCGACCCUUGACUUUGCUUAGACCACAACUUUUUUCUGUGUCAUACAUGACCUGAUUAAGUAAUAUUAUAUAAUGACUCUAACCUUUAUUUAUAUGUGGAUAUAAUCUAUGUUGUGCCAUGACACAUGACUAUAUACUUUAUUGCGAUAUGUUAUUGAUCUAUGUGAUAUAUUACUAAUCUAUAUUAUUGUAGGUUAUACAUCUUGUUAUAUUGGUCAAUAUUGACAUUGACUCUGAACAGCUAUGUACAUUUCUUACACUGUUCACAGAAUUUUGCAGCUUUUCCUCACAUUUUUCUCAAUAUUCAGACCACAUGAGUUAAUGUAUAGUUUUCCUGCAAAAAUAGCAGACUGAAUGAAUGAAUGUGGCAUUUAUCCCCCUUGGCCACACCCACUUCUUGUCUUACUCUUUGUCCCUCUGUACUUUUUCCUUCCCCCUUUUCCCUUGUCUUACUCUUGCCGCCUCCCCUGAAGCUCCACCCUGACCUGGUCAGGGCAGGGUACAGGAAACAGUUGUGAUGUAUGAGUCCUAGGCUCCUCCAGAACAUGCCAGAACACGAGGCAACAGCAGCCCUUAAGGGAGAGAGGUAGAGAGAGAGAGUAGGAGGGGGAGGUGGUUUCCGUCUCAUUCCUCUAGUAAGUCUAUUCUUGGCAGCACCGCUGCUGCUCCUGUUGCGUAGCUUCUGCCUCUCUGUCUGUCUGCUCUGUCUGAGAUGGAUGCCAUCAUGCUGCAGGAGAAGCUUGUGGAGCGUCUGCUCUCCCCCAAAGUGAGGACAACAAGGCUGAAGGACAAGCAGUAUGUGGGAUUCGCCACCCUCCCCAACCAGGUACACAGGAAGUCUGUGAAGAAGGGCUUUGACUUCACUCUCAUGGUGGCAGGGGAGUCUGGAUUAGGGAAGUCCACUCUGGUCAAUAGCCUGUUCCUCACAGACCUGUACAAAGACCGCAAGCUUUUGAAUGCUGAGGAGCGUAUCAGCCAGACGGUGGAGAUCAUCAAGCACACAGUGGAUAUUGAGGAGAAGGGAGUAAAGCUGAAACUGACCAUUGUAGACACUCCUGGAUUUGGAGACGCUGUUAACAACAAUGAGUGCUGGAAGCCAAUCACAGACUACAUUGAUCAGCAAUUUGAGCAGUAUUUCCGAGACGAGAGCGGCCUCAAUAGGAAGAACAUUCUGGAUAACCGAGUGCACUGCUGCCUAUACUUCAUUGCACCAUUCGGUCACGGCUUAAGGCCUGUGGAUGUGGAGUUCAUGAAGGCUCUUCAUGAGAAGGUGAACGUGGUGCCUCUCAUUGCCAAGGCAGACUGUCUGACACCAAAUGAGAUCAAGAAGCUGAAGGACAGGAUACGGGAAGAGAUUGACAAAUUUGGGAUCAAAGUGUACCAGUUUCCAGACUGUGAUUCAGAUGAGGAUGAUGAGUUUAAGCAGCAAGACAAAGAACUGAAAGAGAGCACCCCCUUUGCUGUGAUUGGGAGCAAUACGGUAGUGGAGGCCAGAGGUCAGCGGGUGCGAGGGAGACUCUACCCCUGGGGCAUUGUGGAAGUGGAGAACCAAUCGCAUUGUGACUUUGUGAAGCUGCGAAACAUGCUGAUCCGAACACACAUGCAUGAUCUAAAGGAUGUGACAUGUGACGUGCACUAUGAAAACUACAGAGCACAGUGCAUACAGCAGAUGACCAGUAAAUUGGCCCAGGACAAUCGCAUGGACAGCCCAAUACCCAUCCUGCCCCUGCCCACCCCGGACGUGGAGACGGAGAAGCUGAUUAAGAUGAAGGAUGAGGAGCUGAAGAGGAUGCAGGAGAUGAUUCAGAAGAUGCAACAGCAAAUGCAUGAGCAGGAUCAGUGAUUUUUUUUUUUGCUUUCAAAAUGCUAGAAAACACAGUAGUGCAAAGGACCCCUCUUUCCAAACUAGCAGUUUUUCUUAAGGUCACUAAACUAUGUUAUUUACAUUAUAAAAAUGAAUGCCCACAAAAUAUCUAAUGUGUAUAUAGCUAUAUAGGACUUCUUUGCUGUUCAGUGAAUGGGCCUGUAUAAUUGUGAUAUCCACUGGUCUGUAUGGCACUAUGCAGGAGCAUGAUCAAUGUGGUGUUUAGGAGUUCAUGGUUUUUUAAACUGUACUUGAUGUUCAUUUAAAACCUAUUAAUAAUAUUAACAGAAUUAAUAUGGUGUAAUAUUUAAAAGAUUGUAUUUAUGAAUAUGACUUUUUAAGUUUGUCCAAGCUGUUGAUACAAUUUAUGGUGUUAAUAUUUUAUUCUCUACUUGUUUCAUGAUUAUUUUUCAGAGUGAGUGUGAGUGAGAGUGUUGCAUUGACAUGGAUCUUAAGAUUGUCCAACCUGGAUUUUCUGGAAUCCCUGAAAUUGCUCCACAGUCCUGAACAGAAUUAAUUACAUUCCAAGAAACAGGACACUUACAGAAUUAUUUUGAUUUGUCUGUGAGUUGUACUACUUGUGUUCAUGCCAGUCAGUUCAUUUCUGGAUAUUGUAUGUGAGUGUUUCUUUAAGAUCCACUUCCCAGUAGCAACUGCUUCAUUAAAAAGCUAAAUGAAAAGAAAGCUUUGUUCCAGGCAUAAAAGAUGUAUAGGUUAUGUUUAUACAAGCCAACACAGCAGGUACGUGUGCUAAAGACAACAGCUAUUCGGUGUAGUUAAUAAUAAGUUUAAAAACAAUAACAAAAGAAAUAGUUAUUCAUCAAGUCAUGUGAUAUCUCUUGUGAAUGCAAUAUUUUUUUUACUGAAAUGGCAACUCUCAUCUUAGUGUACUAUUACACAUCCACAUAAUAGCCAAUGGAAAUGAGGAAACGCAGGUUGUAAGUGCCUGACAUUAUUUCAAGACGAAGCGCACUUCCUGUACUUUAAUCAUAAUACUUUUUGUGUGUUUUUGUAUUUAAACUAUUUAAAUAAAUAGAAACUGAGAUACAUGCAGAGCAGCAAAAAACAUUGUCAGGAUUUUUUUUCUUAUUCUCUUGGUAUUGAAGAAGAUUCUGAUUGGUCAGAAUAGACUGUAUUUUCUGUUUCUGCUUGGCUUUCAGACUUUAAAAUUGUGUAUGCUAAAUAAUUUUUUGGAAAGAUUUACAGAUCCACCAAGUAAAUUAUCAAGGUACGUAUGGAAAUGUGAGUGAGCAUAGUUCAGGAGGUGAUAACAUGCUUGUGCGUGUGUAUGUGUGUGUGUUUAGAGCCCCUUUGUACACACUUCACUGUAUAUGAGCUGUGCCAUCCGCUUUAUUAGUGGACCACGUUGCUUAUUUUAGUACUACUGCUUUGUGCAAGUGAAACUUCUGCACACAUGAUGACAAUGAAUUAAAACUCAUACACCAACCUGGUCA
Molecule: messenger RNA, 3862 nt
Organism: Paramormyrops kingsleyae
Lineage: Eukaryota; Metazoa; Chordata; Actinopteri; Osteoglossiformes; Mormyridae
Gene: septin5a
Product: septin 5a
Molecular function (GO): GTP binding
Source: RefSeq, a predicted model, not a curated record